Cuculus canorus (common cuckoo) is the source of this 1919-nucleotide messenger RNA. Its product is annotated as translation initiation factor IF-2-like. Lineage: Eukaryota; Metazoa; Chordata; Aves; Cuculiformes; Cuculidae. Bases 1 to 1164 code for a protein of 387 amino acids. The record is from RefSeq and is a predicted model, not a curated record. The transcript is spliced from 4 exons.
AUGGCUCCAGCGGCGGCGGGGCGCUGUCACACCACGGUUCUCGCAGCGAACUGCCCCACACACCCCGUCUUCACACCCAGGGCACCGAGGGGGCAGGAGCGGCGACACUCAGUGGACGCCUUCCCUUCGCUGCCGCAAGCAGGAGCGGGACGAGGCGCCGCUCAGUGCCUCCGCCGCGGGGGCAUCCUCCGGCGGCGGUGUCCUUUGUUGCUGUUGCUCCGAGGGCGGACGGGCCGCACUUACGCUUCUCAACGCCCAGCAGCGGCGGGAUGCGACGGGACCCGACGGGGCCGUAGGGAAUACCACCCCGCCGCGGGACUGAAUAAUCCCCCUUUCGGACUCUCCAGUUGCCGAUGCAAUUGUAAGGCCGAAAACCCUGUACGAAGGCUACUCCUCUCCCCACUCCUGCCUGCUGCCAAGAGGGGAAAAUCCAGGAGGAGGAAGCGGGACGGGGUGUCAGCGGCGGGACCGUCGCAAGCCAGGUGGGCGAGGGAAAGUCUGCGAGGAAGACUGCCCUGCUUCCGGGCGUCGUCACGGGAAACUCCUUCUAGCAACGGCACCACUGCAAGCCUACUCCAGGCGGCCGCGCAUCGGGGAGCUGCGCGGCUCACCACGGUCCCCCAAGCCCCGUACAUCGCGACGGCAUCAUCAGUAGCAGCAUCCUCAUCCUCAUCGUCGUCGUCCCCCACCUCGUCCGCGCUGCCCGCCGCUCCUCGCCGAAUCGCGAUAAAGUUCUCCCCAGCUGAAGACUCCGAACCCGAGCGGCCGGAAACGCCGCCGACCUCCUUCCCUUCCCCCCCCCCCGCGCCGACCGAGGGAACGGGGAAGCCCGGGCAGCCCCGCGGGAGGCGCUUAGCGGGACAGGAGAGCGGCCGGAGCCGAACUGAAAACACCGCCCUCGCCCGCCCCGCUUACAUUAGCACGCGGUUUCACGCUCUGCCAGCUAACCAGCGCCUGGCCCCGCCCACCCCGCCGCGCCGGCAGGGGAGAGGAGAGGAGGCCACCGCCCCCGUCGUCCAAUUGCCAUCCUCAGUGACAACGUGGGGCUAUGAUGCGCCCCGGCCCCAUGGACCAAUAGCAACAGGCCAAGGCCUACCUCCUCUCAGCCUUUCGCUGGAAACCGUUUCUGGCUCUGCGGCAGGAGCGCUCCUGGCUAGCCAAUAGGAGGGCACGGAGCGCGUAGCGUCGCGGCAAUGAGGAAAGCAGGGUGGUGACUGUAUCUGGUUGAACCCAGAUAACAAGGACUGCUCCAAUGGACAUGGGAAGGACCACCAGCUGGGCCAGGGAGAUUGAAAAACUGCAUCUACUGUCACAGCUAAUUCAGCUAAUUGGUAUCUCUGAUAUGCAUCUCUUUACCUUAAUUUUGAUCCUAGGCCCUUAGUGGUGUAGCUGAUGGCUACAAUAUUUUCUGUUAACUGCACAAACAUAAAUUAUGCCCCAAAUUUUUUUGUAAGACAGAAAGAUAAAUUCUUCUGUUUGGGGCUAUCUGAUGUUCUGCUGACAAUGUCACACCAGCUGUACUUGUGUGCACAUUUGUGAAGAAUAUAGAUGUAAUUCGUGCCAGAAAACACAAUGUAAUGCCUGUUGGUGCACGACCUGCAAAUUAGCAUUACAGAAGAUAGGGAAAAAGGCCUGCUGGAGUGAUUCGGAGCCUGAGUAAGGACCCCCUAGGGAGGCAUGGAACAAUAGCAGGAGAGUGCGGAUUAACUUGAUAACGACCUGAAAGAUACCUCGUGCAAGAAACCGAGUUCAAAGUACAGAAGUGAAGAUAAGGAAAAUGAAAAGGAGAUCGCCACAUGGACAAUAUCGACCUGCAGAAUAACAUAAAAGGAACUGAGAACUCGGACUUAAGUGUGCGUUGUUGGUGGAGCGGAGACUCCCCAGCGCACCCAGCGCUGUUUGCUUCUAAUGCUUUCCCA